AUGGAAAACCCUACACAUGAGUGCAUAGAGUUUCAAAUUCCUGUACCAUGGGGUUUUUUGUCUUGCCAAUGGUAUGGAACGCGAAAAGUACGACCAAUACUUGCCCUGCACGGAUGGCAAGACAAUUCUGGCACCUGGAUACCUCUACUACCCUAUCUACCAGGGCACGUUGGCUUAUUUUGUGUUGAAUUUCCUGGUCAUGGCCGAUCUUCUAAAUUGCCCAAAGGUGUAAUACAUCAUAUACUCGAUUACAUCAAUAUCGUAGAACUCAUUGUGAAGACUUUCAAUUGGCAAAAGGUUUCGUUGCUGGGUCACUCUCUUGGUGGGGUGGUAGCUUACAUAUAUGCCACCCUAUUUCCAGAACGAAUCGAUCUAUUGAUACAACUCGACGUGGUCAAGAUGCCCUAUCGAUCUCCUGAAUUUCAGUUAAGGGCCUAUAGAAUCACAAUUGAAAAACAGCUAUUGGAGGAUGAACGAUACGAUGAGGAACCGACCUCGUAUACCUUUGACGAAUUGGUAGAACUUAUUCACCGAGGCUAUAGAAAAUCAGUGAAUAAGGAAAACUGCAAGUAUUUAAUUGAACGCAACUGUAGUAGAUCCUCAAAAGAUCCCAGCAAGCUGUAUUUCUCAACAGAUCCCAGAAUAAAAUACUAUGUCGAAAUUGCCGAUCAACAUGAAUACAAUGCCGACUUCAUCAAACCCCAAAAGAAUUUGAAUAUUUUAAUGAUUAGAGGCACCACCACGAUUUACAUCGAUCAAGAAUCCUUGGAUUUGCUGGAAGUUCUGAAAAAACAAAAUCCCAAUAUGGAGAGCUAUGAAGUGGAAGGCACCCACCAUGUUCACAUGAAUAGCCCCAAAGAGGUGGCUAGGUACAUGAGGCCGUUCAUCUGUAAACAUCGUCCCCCUGAGGAGUCAUCGAGUACAUUUGAUGCCAACGAACAAGAGGAAUGUCUAAAACGAUUUUCCAAAAGUAAACUCUGAUG
This is a messenger RNA of Stomoxys calcitrans (stable fly), 983 nucleotides long. RefSeq names its product probable serine hydrolase. The transcript has 2 exons. Bases 1 to 981 code for a protein of 326 amino acids. NCBI's taxonomy places the organism in Eukaryota, Metazoa, Arthropoda, Insecta, Diptera, Muscidae. The record is from RefSeq and is a predicted model, not a curated record.